GCCCAAUAAAGAACUGAACUGAACUCAUGGGUGACUGGGGCCCCGUGGUUGUUGCGACGGUGCUGUUCGUGCUGCUCUCGCCGGGGCUGCUGCUGCAGCUGCCGGGGAAGGGCGGCCGCCUGGUAGAGUUCGGCAACAUGCAGACCAGCGCCGCCUCCAUCUUCGUCCACUCCAUCAUCUUCUUUGCCCUCGCCGCCGUCUUCCUCGUCGCCGUCGGAGUGCACAUCACCACCGACCCAUGAACCACCCCAACCAACUAAUCUAUGGCAACCGAACCCUGCCCGCCUUCAGUUCCUGAUCUACAUCACGAGCAGCGAGAGCAUGUCUGCGAACAGCAAUCAAAUGUUUAUAUCUGUGCUCGUGCAGGUACUAGUACCGAGUGAUCCAUUUUGGAUGUUGGUGCGCCAGAGUAUGACUAAGUUAUUCAUUGCUAAUGAUCCAACUAGUUGAUUGUAUGGAGCAGCUAGCACCCAAUCAAAUUAUUGAGUCGACCUUGCACUUGUUUCUCUCUUGGAAUUGUUUUCCAUUUCUUAAAAAAAAGAAUGUAAUUCACUUC
Phragmites australis (common reed) is the source of this 556-nucleotide messenger RNA. RefSeq lists its product as uncharacterized. Bases 27 to 242 code for a protein of 71 amino acids. The transcript has a single exon. NCBI's taxonomy places the organism in Eukaryota, Viridiplantae, Streptophyta, Magnoliopsida, Poales, Poaceae. The record is from RefSeq and is a predicted model, not a curated record.